GGAGAAACCGUUUAAAUGUCAUGAGUGUGGGAAAUAUUUCAAUAGAAAUUCCAACCUCAUUAGACACCAGAGAAUUCACAGAGGCGAGAAACCCUUUGAAUGUCCUGACUGUGGUAAAAGUUUCGCUCAGAAUUCUCAGCUUAUGAGACACCAGAGGACUCACACUGGUGAGAAACCCUUUGAAUGUCCUGAUUGUGAGAAAAGUUUCUCUCAGAAUUCCCAACUCAUGAGACACCAGAGGACUCACACAGGUGAGAAACCCUUUGAAUGUCCUGAUUGUGAAAAAAAAUUCACUACCAAUUCCAACCUUAUUAGCCACCAGAUGAUUCACACAGGUGAGAAACUCUGUAAAUGUCUUGAAUGUGGGAAUAGUUUUAGUCGGAAUUCUGACCUUAUUGCACACCAGAGGACUCACACAGGAGAGAAACCAUUCGAAUGUCCUGUUUGUGGGAAAAGUUUUAGUCGUAAUUCCAGCCUGGUGAUACACCAGAGAACUCACACAGGAGAGAAACCCUUUGAAUGUCCUGAUUGUGAGAAAAGUUUCAGUACCAGUUCCAGCCUGGUGAAACACCAGAGGACUCACACCGGUGAGAAACCGUUUCAAUGUCCUGUUUGUGGGAAAAGUUUCAGUGAGAAUUCCAGCCUAGUGAUACACCAGAGAACUCACACAGGCGAGAAACCCUUUGAAUGUCCUGAUUGUCAGAAAAGUUUCAGUACCAAUUCCAGCCUGGUGAAACAUCAAAGAACUCACACAGGAGAGAAACCCUUUGAAUGUCUUCACUGUGGGAAAAGUUUCAGUGAGAUUUCCAGUCUGGUUAAACACCAGAGGACUCACAGGAGAGAAACCAGGAUUCAUACAGGAGAGAAACCCUUUCAAUGUCCUGAUUGUGGGAAAAGCUUCAGUAAGAGUUCCCACCUCACUAGCCACAAGAGGAUUCACACAGGAGAGAAACCCUUUAAAUGCCCUGACUGUGGGAAAUGUUUCAGUCAGAAUUCCCACCUUAUUAGUCACCAGAGGAUUCAUACAGGAGAGAAACCCUUUGAAUGUCCUGAUUGUGGGAAAAGUUGCAGUAAAAGUUCCAAUCUCAUUAGCCACCAGAGGAUUCACACAGCAGAGAAACCCUUUGAAUGUUCUGAUUGUGGUAAAAGUUUCACUCAGAGGUCCCAACUCAUGAUACAUCAGAGGACUCAUACAGGAGAGAAACCCUUUAAAUGUCCUGAUUGUGGGAGAAGUUUCAGUCAGAAUUCCAGCCUGGUGAGACACCAGAGGAUUCACACAGGAGAGAAACCCUUUGAAUGUCCUGAUUGUGGGAAAAGUUUCAGUCAGAUUUCCAGUCUGGUUAAACACCAGAGGACUCACACAGGAGAGAAACUGUAUGAGUGUCCAGACUGUGGGAAAGAUCUCAGUACUAGGUUUAACCUUCUAAAUCAUAUGCUUAUACACAUAGGGGAGAAACCAUUUAAGUGUCCCAAGUGUGGACGGUCCUUCAGGCAACAUUCCACCCUUAUUGCACACAGGAAAAUUCACCUCACAUGAUGAGUGUAGAGAAGGCUUGAAUUUCAUUUCUAAUGUCCCGUUUUAAGUCCAGCUGAAAAACUGACUAUUUAAUUUGACUACAAAGAAUUUAUAAUGGUAUUGGGCUGAUUUUUAUUUUUGCAAAUAUGUAAUGAUAUUAGAUAGGAGAAAUAAAUUGCAACAUAGCGUGAUAAUGGUUAUCUGGCCAUCAGCAGAAGUGGUUGCUGGAUAUUUAUUUUUGCAGAAAUUGUGCAAUUUUGUAAAAAUAUUUUGGGAGCGUUUUUUUGCAUUUUUAUCAUGGGAGAUGAUAGAAAUGCCACCUACAGAGUCCCAGCCUUUUUCUUCCUUGCCUAUCCUAAGAUUUUCAGCCUCCAAAUUCCCCAGCCAGUAUCUCUUGGGGAUUGGAGAACUCGGACUAUAGUUAGAGCUUGUGGCUCCUCAUAUAAGGAGAAAGCGAGAGAAGAGAAGUAGAGGAGUUUCAACCUUCAUUUUUUCCUAACAGUUCCAGGAAUUCAAUCACGACUGUUCAGAUUGUGUCACGAAUGAGGCACGCAAGUGGAAGAAACCAUAUGAAUAGCAAAUAUAUUGGGGAGUUUGGGGCAAUGACUAAAUCAGUGUAAAAUUUCAGAUGUAAAUGCCGUUGUGCCUUGCAGGUGACUGUCAAAGGUAUGGUAUGGGGAAAGUAGGAUACAUGGUUACUUUCAAAGACACUAUAUAAGAAAUGUUUUUUUGUUCAUUUGGGAGAAAAUUAGAGAACAGCAUUAUUUGAAGAUACCACUUUGGCUUUCAACAAUGGAAGCACUUGUUCAUCCAAAUUUAUAUAUAUAAAAGCAAAAAGCACUCACGCCAUAAUCAUGAAAUCUCCAGAACGUAAAAGCCUACAAACUUGAAAUUUACCAUGUAUGUUCCUCUUGGGUUCUAGGUGCUCAUUAAGAAAGGAUUUUUUGAAAUGAUCAUCAGAUCAUUAGUAUUUCCUAUAUUAUUAUAACACACACUGAUGUUAUAUGUUAAAUGUUCUACUCCCCCUCCCAACUUGAAAAUAACUCUGGAGAGAAGGAGAUAGUAUAGGACAGGCUUCCGUCGGGCAAAGCUGAGGGAGAGAAGGCUAGAAAGCCUGAGGGAGAGAAGAGGUGUCAGGGAAUGUAGAUUUAAUAGCUGUAAGCUGAUGGAAAGUUGUAAGCGGAAGCAACUGAAAGCUGAUGCAAUGGGAAUGAUUCAGCAAUUGGAAUCGCUGGUUUAAAACUCUGAUGGGGUCCACACAAGACUGUUACCAUUUUAAGAGGUGUCAGGGAAUGUAGAUUUAAUAGCUGUAAGCUGAUGGAAGGUUGUAAGCGGAAGCAACUGAAAGCUGAUGCAAUGGGAAUGAUUCAUCAUUUGGAAUCGCUGGUUUAAAACUCUGAUGGGGUCCACACAAGACUGUUACCAUUUUAAGAGGUGUCUAUAUAUAGAAUAGAAUAGAAUAGAAUAGAAUAGAAUAGAAUUUUAUUGGCCAAGUGUGAUUGGACACACAAGGAGUUUGUCUUGGUGCAUAUGCUCUCAGUGUACAUAAAAGAAAAGAUACAUUUAUCAAGGUACAACAUUUACAACACAAUUGAUGUUCAGUAUAUCGAUAUAAAUCAUAAGGAUUGCCAGCAACGAGUUAUAGUCAUACAGUCAUAAGUGGAAAGAGAUUGGUGAUGGGAACUAUGAAACGAUUAAUAGUAGUGCAGAUUCAGUAAAUAGUCUGACAGUGUUGAGGGAAUUAUUUGUUUAGCAGAGCGAUGGCCUUCGGGAAAAAACUGUUCUUGUGUCUAGUUGUUCUGGUGUGCAGUGCUCUAUAGCGUCGUUUUGAGGGUAGGAGUUGAAACAGUUUAUGUCCAGGAUGCGAGGGAUCUGUAAAUAUUUUCACGGCCCUCUUCUUGAUUCGUGCAGUAUACAGGUCCUCAAUGGAAGGCAGGUUGGUAGCAAUUAUUUUUUCUGCAGUUCUAAUUAUCCUCUGAAGUCUGUGUUUUUCUUGUUGGUGACCAUUAGAGGGCAUCUCUCUCUCUUGUGUAUCUUAUUGCUCUCCUUGUGUUCGUAGCUGUAUGAUAAGGUAUCUACCAUGUAUAUGUAUGUAUAUAUUUAGUUGUAUAUAAACUACUGUUAAUUAUCUAAAGGCUCUGUGUUCUGUGUGCUGUGUUUUGCUCCUGGGUUUAUCUCAUAAUACUAGUCACUGUGCAAAACUCUUAUAAGGUGAUAGGAUAGGGGAGGAUUCUGUGGGGCAAGGCUGAGGGAGAGAAGGUGAUAGUAUAGGACAGGCUUUUGUGGGGCAAGGCUGAGGGAGAGAAGGAGAUAGGAUAGGAGAUGUUUCUGUGUGGCAAGCCUGAGGGA
This is a messenger RNA of Ahaetulla prasina, 3865 nucleotides long. RefSeq names its product zinc finger protein 84-like. The transcript is spliced from 3 exons. Gene Ontology annotation, cellular component: nucleus. NCBI's taxonomy places the organism in Eukaryota, Metazoa, Chordata, Lepidosauria, Squamata, Colubridae. Gene Ontology annotation, molecular function: DNA-binding transcription activator activity, RNA polymerase II-specific; RNA polymerase II cis-regulatory region sequence-specific DNA binding. The record is from RefSeq and is a predicted model, not a curated record. Gene Ontology annotation, biological process: regulation of transcription by RNA polymerase II. Bases 143 to 1537 code for a protein of 464 amino acids.